This is a messenger RNA of Drosophila serrata, 2496 nucleotides long. Its product is annotated as esterase B1. Gene Ontology annotation, molecular function: hydrolase activity. Lineage: Eukaryota; Metazoa; Arthropoda; Insecta; Diptera; Drosophilidae. The record is from RefSeq and is a predicted model, not a curated record.
AUGGCCUGUCCCCGGAAUUUUGCGACCGCCGCGAUCGCAGCUCUUGUGCUGGCCAUCGGUCUAAUUGCCUUGGCAAUUUGUGUGCAGCGACCGAAUGAAUCCGGCCAGCGGAUCAUAGUCACCGCGGAGAGAAAGUCCGAGGCGGAGGAGGGUUUGGAAUCCGACUGGGGGUCUCUGAGCGGUGAUUUGCAAGAUUUACCUGGCGAAGCGCUUUUGUUAAUCGCCACAACGACCACAUCGACAACGCCAUUGCCAGUGGCUGGAUCCACAACAAUAUCGCCGGGAAAUGGGGAAAAAAGCGAAAACUCUUCCGGGUCACUGGACAUGCGCCAAAUCCCCCAAAUGGUCCGUUCUACCACGGAGACAACGGCCUGGAAGACCCUGACCUCGCAUCCCAACUCGCUUGUCCAGCUGCUGCCAUCGAGGGCCAUGCGAGUGGUCCAGGAGGUGGUGCGAUCUUUGCGGAAAGAGCGUGAGAUCGUGGCCACCACAUCCCUGGGCAAGGUGCGGGGUCGCUACCAAAAGUACCGAUCGGGAGAGCGUGGAGGUUACUAUAGCUUCAAGGGCAUGCGCUAUGGCGCAGCUCCGACAGGAGCCAGAAGAUUCCGAGCUGCUGAACCGGAGAAGCCUUGGUCUGGCAUUCGCGAUGCAUCCCGGGAGGGCCAGAGCUGUCCGCACAAGAACAUGAUUCUGGACACAUUCAAGGGCGACGAGGAUUGCCUCUUUGUCAACGUUUUCACCACACGAAUGCCCAAGGAUGAUGACUCCGGGGAGCAGCCCAAGCUGCCUGUGAUGGUGUGGCUCCAUGGGGGAGGCUUCUCCUUUGGCUCAGGCAACUCCUUCCUCUACGGCCCCGACUAUCUGGUGACAGAGGAUAUAGUCCUCGUAACACUGAACUAUAGACUGGGUCCCUUGGGCUUCCUUACAGCCGGUCCCGAUGCACCCGGCAACCAGGGACUGAAGGACCAAGUACUGGCACUCAAGUGGGUUAGGGAUAAUAUCGCUGCCUUUGGAGGAGAUCCCAAUCAGGUUACUAUUUUCGGAGAGUCAGCGGGAGCCUCUUCCGUGCAGCUGCUGCUCCUAUCGCCUCUCUCCAAGGGCUUGUUUCACCGCGCCAUUUCCCAGAGCGGCUCAGCUUUGAAUCCCUGGUCCAUGUCCGCCAGCUCCAGCCAGCGAGCUGCUCGCCUGGCCGCAAAUCUGGGCUAUGUGGGUGCCAACAACACAGAGGAAAUCCUCGACUUUCUGCGCCGGGUGCCGGCCAUGAAGCUGGUGGAGGCAGCGCCUACGACAAUCACAGCCGAGGAUCAGCGCAACAAUAUUGGCCUGCCAUUUGUGCCCGUGGUGGAGGGAUACUGGAAUCAGGACUCGCAGGAGGAGCAGUUCUACGAGCAGCCCUUCCUCACCCAGCACCCAAGCGAUAUGUACCACAACCAGAACUUCAACAGCGAUGUGGCCUACAUGACGGGCUACAAUACGCACGAGGCGAUGCUGUUCAUAAGACGACUGCGCAAGAAUCCCCAAUUGCUGAGCAUCAUUGAGAACGACUUUGGCCGCUUGGUGCCGCAGGACUUGAAUGUGACGCAUGUCCAUGACAGGGUUACCCGCGAGAUAAGAUCCUUCUAUUUGGGCAACAAGCACGUGGGCAUUGAGUCCGUGGACGAGAUGAUAGCGCUCCUCACCGAUCUCAUGUUCCUGCAAGGCAUCCGUCGUACGGCCCGGAACCAUGCCAAGUACGGCAAUGCGCCAGUUUACAUGUACAGGUUCUCCUUUGACGGUGCCCUGGGUCUGUACAAGCGGAUGCUGGGCAUUCCAAGACCCGGAGUCUGCCAUGGCGACGAGUUGGGUUACCUGUUCAAGUUUGGCUUCUUCAACCUGAGCUUGGACCCCAAGUCGAUGGAGGUGCAGGUCAAGAACCGCAUGGUGCGCAUGUGGACAAACUUUGCUAAAUACGGCACUCCCACACCAGACACGGAGGAUCCCUACCUGACCACCAAGUGGGCUCCCAUUGACCCCACCAAUGUGAUGAACAGUCUCAACUACAUGGACAUCUCGGCCAAUCUGGCCAUGAAGACGAAUCCCGAGCCGGAGCGUCAGAGGUUCUGGGACGAAAUGUAUCAGCACUACAAUGGUGCUGCCAUGUAAACACACCAUAAUCUACACACCAAACACACUCCCUCACACACACACACCUACAUCACACAGUCACGCCACACAAGCACACAUUUCGUAUUGCCAUUUUGUGAAAGAUCGCGCGAAACCCAGAAUAUUUAAAUGCAAAUUUCAUUGUACAAUUUCGUAGUUUGUAGGAAUUGUUAGCUAUACGAUUAGCUAUAUUUUUAGCACUUAGUUUGUAAGAGUUCCAGCAUUUAUACCCCUUCCCCCCUCCCACUACACACACAACAUACACAUACCCUGUAUACACUCAUACCCAAAGUCAGGACUUCUUUCUUUCUUUCCUUAAAGUGUAAAUAGUCACAGUCUAUCGCCAUUUGCUGG